AUGGCCACCAGUAAUGCUGAGAUGUCACAGGAUGAUCAUGUUUAUUAUAAAAAGCUUCUCAGACACUUAUCCAAUCAUCAGGAUAGUAUUGUGGCCAGCAAACCUACUCGAAUGAAUCGAAAUUGCUUCUUCUCUCCAGUCCAAUGUAUGCUGACCCAAAAUACCAUAAUUGGAAUUCGCCGUUCAAACUUUGCUAAUAGCCGAUCAUAG
Auanema sp. JU1783 is the source of this 210-nucleotide messenger RNA. The record is from the annotation of a GenBank genome assembly. NCBI's taxonomy places the organism in Eukaryota, Metazoa, Nematoda, Chromadorea, Rhabditida, Rhabditidae.